Trachemys scripta elegans is the source of this 4141-nucleotide messenger RNA. It is a transcript of the gene MST1R, whose product is annotated as macrophage stimulating 1 receptor. The record is from RefSeq and is a predicted model, not a curated record. Gene Ontology annotation, biological process: positive regulation of kinase activity; nervous system development; protein phosphorylation. NCBI's taxonomy places the organism in Eukaryota, Metazoa, Chordata, Testudines, Emydidae. Gene Ontology annotation, cellular component: membrane; signaling receptor complex. Gene Ontology annotation, molecular function: ATP binding; protein binding; transmembrane receptor protein tyrosine kinase activity.
CCCAGGAGCUACCCGACCAGGUGAGCGGAGCGCCCCGCCAAGCACCCACGGGCUGGCCCGGCCCGGCGCAGCGGGGAGCGACCGGCGUCUGCGCUGAAGUGGAACGGUAGCUCACACUCGAUGGAUCCCAGACCCGCUCAGAACUGAGGCGCUCAGGUGACUUUUGAAGUCAAGGAUCUUGGAGUGGCGUUUCCUCCCAUAGCAUGGGGCUUUCAUUCCUGGUUUGCCUCUCUCUGGGGUUCAUGCUCACCGGAGUUUCUUUCAGCACUUGGCAGUGCCCGCGGAUUCCCUAUAGCACUACCAGGGACUUCACUGUCAAGUAUGAGCUGCCUAGCUUCACCGCGGAUGGCCCCAUCCAGAACAUUGUCACCUACAAGGAUCCGAGCGGAGCAGCCGCCCUCUUUGUGGCGGUGCGGAACAAGAUCUACGUGGUGAACCCGGCACUGGCAAACUCAUCAAUCAUCGUGACUGGCCCUGUGGGCAGUGCCCGGUGCGAGAUCUGUGCCCAGUGCCAGGAGCCGGGAGACGGCCGGAAGCUUGAAGACACAGAUAAUGUGGUUCUGGUGAUGGACCCAUCUGAGCCAUGGUUAUACAGCUGUGGCACUUCCCAGCAUGGCCGGUGCUUCCAGCACGAAUUGGAAAUCCAAGAUAGCCUGGUGGUGGUUAGUGCCACCUACUGUUUGUAUGCAGCUCAGAACAGUCCUGAUGAGUGCCCAGACUGCGUGGCCAGCCCCCUGGGGACGAGGGUCCUGGUGACUGAAACCAGCCGUGUUUCUUACUUCUACAUUGUCUCUACCAUCAAUAGUAGCAUAGCUGCAAGGUACAGCCCGAAAUCUGUGUCUAUCCGGAGACCGAAGGCCACUUUGGAUGGGUUCUCCUGUGUUUCCGAUUCCCUCAACGUGCUUCCAGAGUUCCAGGACUCCUACCCCAUUGAUUACGUGUAUUCCUUCAGUGCCCAGGACUUUGUGUACUUCCUGACUGUCCAAAAGGAGAGCCCCACAUCCAGAUCAUACCACACGCGGCUGGUGCGGCUGACAGCCAAGGAGCACAACAUGAAUCGGUACCGCGAACUGGUCCUGGAUUGCCGCUUCGAGUCCAAGCGCAGACGGAGGCGGAGCUCGGACGGGGAGCACAAGCACGAUGUGGCUUUCAACGUGCUGCAGGCAGCCCAUGUGGCCCGGCCAGGCCCAAAGCUGGCCCAGGAAAUCAGCGUCAACGAAACCGACCUGGUCCUGUUCGGUGCGUUCGCUGAGAGUGAGGCAGAGAGCUCCAUGCCUCGCUGGUACUCGGCUGUGUGCGCCUUCCCCGUGCACCAGAUCAACCAGGCCAUCGAGGAUGGGAUGUCCAAGUGCUGUGGCGUUGCCCAGCGUGAGCUGCUGCGAGGGCUCAGCUUCUUCCAGGCUGUUGAGUACUGCCCCCACAACGUGAACCUCUCAUCUCCGGUGGUGGAUACCAGCUGCUGGAACAAGCCCACCCUGGUCACCACUGCCCCCUACAAGGUGGAUCUGUUCAAUGGGCACAUGGCCGGAGUCCUGCUCACCUCCAUCUUUGUGAUGGCCCAGGGCAAUGUGACGGUCGCCCACCUGGGCACGGCGGAGGGGCGCAUCAUGCAGGUGGUGCUUCAGCGAUCCAGUUCCUACACCGUCACCUUGGCCAAUUUCUCCCUGGGCAAGGAGCUGCCGGUGCUGCGGGAGGUUGGCCUGCUGCAGGACUCUCUGCUCUUUGCCACCGGAAACAAGGUGUCUCAAGUCGCCAUCACCGGCCCAGGCUGCCGCCACUUCCUGACAUGCCAGCGCUGCCUGCGGGCGGAGCGCUUCAUGCGGUGCGGCUGGUGUGGGGGCGUGUGCACUCGGCAGGAGGACUGUGCGGCACUAUGGACUGAGAAGAGCUGCCCUCCCAUUCUCACUGACCCCCACCGAGAUUCGCUGCACCAGCCCUGCAGCCAGCAACCUGCAUGCUGUUCCUGUGGCCCUGUGGAUAGAUGGGGAGCAGUUCCCCGCCCCGGAGCCAUUCCAGUACCGCCCAGACCCCGUCCUCCACGACAUCUCCCCCAACUGCACCUACGAGGGUUCGGCCCUCACCAUCCAUGGCACCAGCCUGGACUCCGUAUAUUACCCCAGAAUCCAAUUUGUGGACGCCAGCAUGGCGACGGAGGCCAAGGUGUGUGCGGGGCCGCGCUCUCCCGAGCAGCUGGUGUGCCAGAGCCCAGCCUACCCCUUCGCUAACAGGGUGGAGAGCGCCCAUGGCAAUCUGACCGUGCUGCUCGACGGCUCCCCCAGGCACAGGGCUUUCCACCUGCGCUACUACCCCACGCCUCAGAUCCUGCCCUUUGAGCCCGACAACACGUACCACCUCAAGUCUGGUGACGACGAGAUUGAGAUCCACCAAAUCGGGUUGGAUGCGCUGGUGGGCUGCAUGAGCAUCACCGUGACUGUGGCGGGCCAGGACUGCCACCCCAGCGUGCUGAAGAAUGAGGUGACCUGCCGGAUCCCCAGGAACCUUAGCCUCCCCGUGGAUGGAGUCCCUGUGCAGAUCUGUGUGAAUGGCGCGUGCCAGCACCUGGGCUUGGUGGUGGCCACUGUCUCCCCAGACCCCCUGACUGGCAUCCUCCUGGGCAUUAUCACCAUCUUCGUGUUCGGCUGCCUCCUGGCGUUCCUGGUGGUGAAAUGCAGACGCAGGAAGGAGAUGGGGACCGAGAAUUUGGAGAUGCUGGUGAAUCCCAAUGGGAAUGCCCCCAGCUUUGCCCUGCUCCCCUCCUUCAUGGACUACCGGGAUGUGCAGGCAGCCACUCCCAGCGGUGGCUUUGCCAGCAGGCGCUUCCGAGAUGCCUCCUACGUGGGCAGUAGCAACAGCUCUGCCAUGCCACUUGUGAGGAUGCCGUCCUGUUGCAUCGAAAACCUCCGUCCCGAGCUGCUGGAGGAGGUGAAGGACAUCCUGAUCCCAGAGGAGCGGCUGCUAACACACUGGGACCGGGUCAUCGGCAAAGGGCAUUUCGGGAGCGUGUACCACGGCACGUACAGAGAUCUGUCAGAGAGGGAGAUCCACUGCGCCGUCAAAUCCCUGAACCGGAUCACUGACGUGGAGGAGGUGGAGGAGUUCCUGAAGGAGGGGAUUCUCAUGAAGAGCUUCCAUCACCCCCACGUCCUGUCGCUGGUGGGUGUCUGCCUGCCACGCCAGGGAUUGCCCCUGGUUGUGCUGCCCUACAUGAAGCAUGGAGACCUCCGGCACUUCAUCCGCUCCAAGGAACGGAACCCGACGGUGAAGGACCUGAUAGGCUUCGGGCUGCAGGUGGCGCAGGGCAUGGACUAUCUGGCCCACAUGAAAUUUGUGCACAGGGACCUGGCCGCCAGGAACUGCAUGUUGGACCAGACGUUCAUGGUGAAGGUGGCGGAUUUCGGCCUGGCCCGGGACGUCUUUGAUAGGGAGUAUUACAGUAUCCGGCAGCACCGCCAGGCCAAGCUGCCCGUCAAGUGGAUGGCACUCGAGAGCCUGCAGAUCCAGAAAUUCACCACCAAGUCGGACGUAUGGUCCUUCGGAGUCCUCCUGUGGGAGCUGCUGACACGUGGGGCCCCACCGUACCCUGAGGUGGAUCCCUACGACAUAACGCACUACCUGCUGAGUGGCCGGCGUCUGCCGCAGCCUGAGUACUGCCCGGACUCGCUGUACGCGGUGAUGCUGAGCUGCUGGGCUUCGAGCCCCGAGGAGCGCCCCACCUUCUCCGCCCUGAUUGGGGAGGUGGAGUGCAUCAUGGCCUCCCUGAAGGGCGAGCACUACAUUAACCUGAGCGUCACCUAUGUCAACCUGGAGCCUGGCCUGUCCAGCCCGUCAGUGCCGGGCUCCGAGGACGAGCUGGCCUCUAGCGGGGAGGAGGGUGAAGCAGCUGCCGUGUGCUAGGGGGCGCUCUCCACCCGCGUGGCACCAGGAACGCAGUCAGAGCUGGCCAGGGAGACCUGGGCUGGGCAGCACACCAGGGGGCUGUGGCGACAUGAUGUGAGGAGGCGCCAGCGCCCAGCUGGGCUCCCAUUGGCACUGCCUGGCACUGGACAGGGAUGCUGACCACUACCUGAUAUUCUACCUGAUAUUUAUUGUGUAGCGAAGAGACACAGCAACUAUUUUAAUACAAAGGAAAUGUCAAAACCAA